This is a messenger RNA of Macrosiphum euphorbiae (potato aphid), 1428 nucleotides long. The record is from the annotation of a GenBank genome assembly. Lineage: Eukaryota; Metazoa; Arthropoda; Insecta; Hemiptera; Aphididae.
AUGGAUCCUAUUGAUAUUGCUUCACCUAAGAAAAAAAAUCCUUGUGGAAAGUUUAUUGGUACUGGUCAAAAACAAAUGAUAAUCAAUCUGUACAAAGAUAUAGUCAAUCAACAACCCGAAAAUCCUGACAGCCCCCGAUUGAAGUACAAAGAAAUGCUUUUGAAAAUUUCAAAAGCAACCGGUAUUGGUCAACGUACAGUUCAGACAACUUUGGCAGAAUAUAAAAAUAAAGGUACUGUAUCAUCGCCCAAUAAGAAAAAAAAUAGAGCUACGAUACUUGAAAAAGUGGACGAUUUUGACAAAAAUGCAAUUAGGCAAAAAAUCCAUAGUUUUUGGCUCAAUCGUGAAGUGCCCACAAUUGCAAAGAUGUUGACUGCCAUAAAUAAAGAUGAGACACUACCAGAUCUAAAACGUUCAUCAUUUCAAAAAAUAUUGAAACAAUUGCAAUUUGUGUACGUCAAAAAAUGUCGUAAUAGCGCGCUUCUCGAAAGAGAUGACCUUGUGACUUGGCGGCAAAAUUAUUUGAGCAACAUAAAGCAAUAUAGAGCAGAGGGCAGACAAAUAUAUUACUUAGACGAGACGUGGGUCAACGCGGGAGAAACACAUAGUAGAACAUGGGUAGACAGUUCAGUCACUUCACGACGGGACGCAUUCAAGAGAGGCCUCACAACAGGACAAAAGGACCCCUCGGGCAAAGGUAAGCGACUCAUCGUUUUACACAUUGGAUCAUCUGACGGCUUUGUCCCAGGGGGCCUUUUGUGCUUCGAAUCGAAAACAAACUCAUCCGACUACCAUGAUGAAAUGAAUGGCACUACAUUUUUUGAAUGGUUUGUCAAAAUUAUACCGUUACUUAAAGAUAAGGCAGUCAUUGUAAUGGACAAUGCAUCAUACCAUUCUGUAAGAAAAGAUCCAACUCCAGUGAGGUCGUGGAAAAAACAGGAAAUUAUAGACUGGCUAGAAAGUAAAGGCGAGGUCGUUAUACAACCAAUAGUAAAGGCGGUAUUGUUAGAAAAAGUAAAAAAAAUCAAAUCGGAACACGAAAAAUAUGUAAUCGACGAGUACGCGAAAGAAAAUGACAAAAUCGUAUUAAGAUUGCCUCCAUACCACUGCGAGCUGAACCCAAUAGAGCUCGCGUGGUCAUCCGUUAAACAUUAUGUCCGGUCGCUUAACAAUACAUUUAAAAUAAAAGACGUACAAGAAUUGUUAAAACAAGGUGUAGAACACGUAACACCAGAAAUGUGGGCCAAUUUUGUUAAGCACGUCAUAAAGGAAGAAGAGAAAUUUUGGAAAAUCGACUUCAUCACAGAUGAAAUAUUGGAUGAAGAACCUGAAGGAGAACAACACAUCAUACAUAAAAAUACAAACAUAUACCAGGUGAGACGGUCGUGGGCGUUAUUAUUUUCAUUGUAUUUACUUGAGCCGCUGUAG